AGCCAUGGCCGCCUCCGGUAGCAAAUCAUGCCUCCAGUAUCUCUUCCAUCUGGCUCAAGACCAUCUGGAUUUUAGGUUACCGGAGAUUAAGGCUCUCCUGGCUCUCAGACUGAAACCAUUCCGUCCCUGUGGAGACUUCAAAGAGCAGUCUCCUUUCUGGUGCUUGGACUGCUUGUCAGAGGAAGAUGUUCGCACCGUGAUGGCCAGAUCUGUUUGUGCAAAGUCUGCUUUUGAGCUCUGGGGCCAUGGAAGAACAUACAGUGAACUCAGGACAUCCCUGUUAAACUACCCACCAGAGAAAAUGAGUCCCUACAUGCAGAAAGGCUCUUCGUACAGAAUGAAUGUCUACACUUUCAAUAAAACAUUGUUGUUUACGGACAGAAUUAAAAAGAUUGAUGCCAUGGAUUAUCUUCCCUUUGAAGGCUCUGUGAGCCUGAAGAACCCUCAGCACAUCUUCUGUUUGAUGGAGGACUAUGGCACCGACCCCAACAACAUCCCUGAGCAUCCAAACUACAUCUACUUCGGCAGAUGGAUAGCAGACGGUCAGCGGGAACUGAUUCGCUCCUACAGCGUGAAGAACAGACAUUUCAUCGGGAAUACCAGCAUGGACGCCGGCCUGUCGUUCAUCAUGGCCAACCACGCAAUGGCCAAAGACAACGACCUUGUUUAUGACCCAUUCGUAGGCACAGGAAGCCUUUUGGUUGCGUGUUCUCAUUUUGGAGCAUACGUGUGUGGAACAGACAUCGAUUACAACACUAUUCAUGGAAAAGGCCGGUCCAGUCGUAAAAACCAGAAAUGGAGAGGACCCGAUGAAAAUAUCCGAGCCAACCUCCGGCAGUACGGAAAAGAGGACAUGUAUGUGGACGUGAUGGUGUCUGACGCGUCCAAGCCGGUGUGGAGGAACGCAGCUCUGUUUGACGCCAUCAUCACUGACCCUCCAUAUGGGAUUAGAGAGUCAACCAGAAGAACUGGCUCCCAUAAGGACACUGUGAAAUCCCCUGAUGGGCUAUACGCAGAGUCCCACGUACCGGUCUCACAGGCGUACCACCUGAGUGACAUCUUUACAGAUCUGUUAAACUUCUCCGCCCACCAUCUUGUCUUGGGUGGGAGGCUUGUCUAUUGGCUGCCUGUGUACAGGCCAGAGUACUGCGAGGAGAUGGUUCCUCUUCAUCCUUGCCUUCUUCUCAUCAGUAACUGCGAGCAGACACUCUCCAGUCACACGUCACGGCGGCUAAUCACCAUGGAAAAAAUUAAGGAGCCAGAGGAACUGGACAGCCUGGCUCAUCUUUCAGAUCCCCGCUUCAUCCCCUACCAGGGACACAACGCCUUCAGAGAGAAGUAUUUCAGCGGAGUAAACAAAAGGUCUGGCAAGGACGACACGAAAUCAGACGUCAGUGGAAAGUGAAGACACAAAGGCCUUAUUAAUAGCAAGGAAUUUUUUUUUUUGAGGUUUUCCACAAAAAAAAAAGGCUUUUAAAUUUUGGUUAUAUUUGAUCUUAAUAAUGUUGCUAC
This is a messenger RNA of Poeciliopsis prolifica (blackstripe livebearer), 1512 nucleotides long. It is a transcript of the gene trmt11, whose product is annotated as tRNA methyltransferase 11 homolog. Gene Ontology annotation, cellular component: cytoplasm. NCBI's taxonomy places the organism in Eukaryota, Metazoa, Chordata, Actinopteri, Cyprinodontiformes, Poeciliidae. The transcript is spliced from 13 exons. The record is from RefSeq and is a predicted model, not a curated record. Gene Ontology annotation, biological process: methylation. Gene Ontology annotation, molecular function: nucleic acid binding. The coding region runs from base 5 to 1405 and encodes 466 amino acids.